CUACCGCAGCGCGAUCGAACGGUGGACCGCAAAGGGACUACCGAGACGUGCACAAAUCGAACAAGGAAGUAGAAAUAAUAAAGGAACCAAAACGAAAAUCGUUUGCAACCGGAUCGGCACCGCGCCAUCUGAAUACCGAAACGUAAACAAGAAAUCAGCAAUGGCCGCCGCAUAUCGGCAGUGUUCUUCGCGUAGUGGGUACGUGAGUUUUCGGAGCUGAACGCAAUAAAAACAUUAAUUAUGACAAUACUGGUUCGGUGAGAAUUACUGCAAACGUAUAGUGCAAAAGUGUCUUUUAUUAUGUAUUGUACCGUUGACAAGAGUCACUGUAGUGCUACAUCCAGCACGCAAACCAGAUCGGUGAAGGAUGGUAAGACAAUCGGGCCAAUUGUUUUUAACGAAAUUGGAGUUCCGGGGCUGCCGACCUGCGCCGGCGUCACCAUGCGCGAGAAGAAAAGCGGCGCACUGUCCAGGAUGCAGAAGCUCCGGAAAAGGCUGUCGCAUUCGUUUGGACGCCUAUCGGUUUCGAAAGAGGAGGCGGAGGAGCACAAUCACCAUCACCACGGCACCAAACUCCAAUACAACGGGUACAGCGACGAGUUCCUAGAUCGAUUAGAGCCCAACGGCAACAUACCCACGAGCAAACGUGAUAUUAGAUACGAAUGGAACAAUGUGGCGGGACACGACAGGGUGAAACGGCAGUUGUCGGUGUCGAGCGACAGUAAACUGCUCGACGACGACAUCCGUGAGGAGACCAAGGUGAUCCUGAGGCCGCGGAAACCGCCCCGGCCCAAAUCGGAGGUGCUGCUUAAUCAGCAGGGCCAGAGCGACCACCGGAGGACGAAACGGUACUCGGCUUUCGGGGGCGACUCGCCGUUCGGCAAGUCGGAGGCUUACAUUAAGUUAGAACAAUUAGGAGAGGGUUCGUACGCCACCGUCUACAAAGGUUUUAGCAAUUUGCAAAACCAGGUGGUCGCGCUGAAAGAGAUUAGACUGCAAGAGGAAGAGGGGGCGCCGUUCACAGCGAUCCGCGAGGCCUCGCUCCUCAAAGAACUGAAACACGCGAACAUCGUCACCCUGCACGAUAUCGUUCACACCAAGGAAACGCUUACGUUCGUGUUCGAAUACGUGCACACGGACCUUUCCCAGUACCUCGAGCGACACAGCGGCGGGCUGGACCCCCGCAACGUUCGACUGUUUCUUUUCCAGCUGCUGCGCGGCCUCGCCUACUGCCACAAGCGGCUCGUCCUGCACCGUGACGUCAAGCCGCAGAACCUGCUCAUAUCCGAGAUAGGCGAGCUGAAGCUCGCGGACUUCGGAUUGGCCCGGGCAAAAUCGGUGCCUAGUCACACCUACAGUCACGAGGUGGUCACCCUUUGGUACCGGCCGCCCGACGUUCUUCUCGGCUCGACCGAGUACUCGACCAGUUUGGACAUGUGGGGCGUCGGCUGUAUAUUCGUCGAGAUGAUCACCGGCGUGGCGAUAUUUCCGGGGGUGCGGGACACCUACGAUCAACUCGAUAAGAUUUUUAAAGUGCUCGGUACGCCGGCGGAAGAGGACUGGCCCGGGUGUACUCGUCUGCCCGGUUACAAACUCCACAAGAUAGGCAAUUACAAGCCGCGCAGGCUCGGACUGUGCUGGCCCCGGCUACACGACGUAGUGCACGGCGAAGCGAUGGCCGCCGGUUUGCUACAACUCGACCCCGCGAGGAGGUUAGGAGCGGACGACGCGAUGACGCACCGUUACUUCGACGGGCUGCCCAGGAAAUUGCUGGAACUGCCCGACGACGCAUCAAUAUUCUCGGUGGAAGGCGUGCACCUGUAUACCGAGCAGUACUCCGGGGUCAAAUGAAACAAGCCGAAACGGUCCAACUCAGGAAUUAAAUUUUUCGGACAGUGACCGGGCGGCCCAUCUCGACGCAAUCAGACCACACGCCCGCCCCCGCUCCCCGCCCCCAACGUUCAACGGAAAACGGCGGGCGCGCGCGCCAAACAAAAAUGUUUCCGUUAGGUUUAGGAUUUUUUUUUCUUUUCUAUGCGAAAUACUUUCCUCGCCACGCCGCGACAUUUACUUUUAUUUCCGGAAAAAUCCGACAGUUCGGCAACGUCGCGAUUGCCGGCUGUCGUGCGCGUAACCCAAAGCUAUUUUGUAAAAUUGCCGCUAGACGGCGCGGCGGCUGCUUCUUCCCGGACGCCAACACGGAAUUGAACGAGCUGAUGCGAUCGCACGGUUUUAAAAUAUUUUUCUUUUAAAUAGCCAGGGAGAGAGGGGUUUGAAAAAAAAAAAUGAAAAUCAUUCCUUCCACGGUGCUCAAUUACUUCGGCGGUCAAUCUUAAGGUUAACCGCCCUGUAUAAAUUUCUACGGUUAGGUGUAAGGGUUGCGGGAGCGGCUUUGAGGGGAUUUCAUUUUUUCCCGCGUAGACCGGCGCCAUUUGUUUCUGUAUAUAACCCGUCAACGACUUUUCCGGUGUAAAUAUUUAUUAUACACGAGACAAAGUUCGCAGCCAAACGUAUAAGUGCCAAAGGGCAAUAGUUAGACGAAUAAUAACUAGACCGGUCCCGGCGACUACUCGCAGAACGGCACACAAAAUACAGGGUGUCCCAUCGCAUCGUAACAUCGCAAAAAUUCGAUAAAACGAAAAAAUUCCAAUAUCGAUGACGGUAUAAGGAAAAGAGAAGUAAGGUUUUUGGAUAAGGACAAAAUACAAAGCUUCAAAAUUCCGAAUUCGACUUCGAAUCUGCAAUAAUGUACAGAGCGGACCGAGUUUUUGGAGACAAAGUGAUAGGAAACGGUUUUUUUUUGUGAUAAAAGCCCAUAUUCACAGGUGUCGUAAAUUGCUUUGCUCCAGACGUGUAGGGUGUUAAUUAUUUUCUCAUCAAAUUUAGUCAAAACUCAUUUUUGACUAUUUUAAUUUAAUAUAUACAAUUUAAUUAAAAAAAUGUCCCUCUCUUCUGAUAUUUUUUUAUUGUGCCUUCCCUCCUGAAUUCCUUCUACCCAAGAAACAGAGAAUUGAAGUUCCGAGAAAAAAAAAUUGUAUCAUUACCUUUUUCACAGAAUUUUAUUCACAUUUUUUUAAACAUCGGAGACCAUGUUUUAAUUUUCACCUUUUCUCCUAAACUGUUAAUUUUAAUAUAACUUUAUACUUUUUAAUCAGAUUUUAGAUCAGAUCUUUUAGAUGCCAAAGGGAUUUUUGGUUUUUACUUUCACCCAAUUUGUGACGUAUGUUUAAAAUGACCGUUUUUUCAUGAAAAGCGACUUCUAUCCAUCAGGGCGACCCCUUUGCAGUCCCGCGGGGUUACCGGGACACCCGAAGUAUACCCGCGUCAAUUAGAAAUGUACAAAGUGGUAUCGUGACCCGCAGAGACCAAUCGUUUCGCGAGUAGUUCAAACGAACCGACAGUAAAAAGAAACAAACUCGUUAAAAACAUUAACUAGGCCUAACCUAUGCGCGGCUAGAUGACAGUAGGUAGGCAAAAGCCGUAGCGGAAUACCGAUUUACAAAAACCUAGAAGGGUAUAACUAGUAUAUAGGGCGACUACGCCUCCGCCUCCUCCCCCUCCGGGCGCGAUAUAGAGAAAUCCCGUUUUCGUUUUUUAGAAAUCGCAGAUUAUUCGCUAAUUCUAGUGAGAGUAAUGUUUAGUAAUCGUAGCGUAGUCCAAAGACAAAAAAAAAUCAAAAAAGGCACUAAAAUUUAACGCUCUGGCGCGCACAGCAGCCUCCCUCUACUACUAUAAACGUCCACAUUACCGUCUGAUUUUUCUAACGACUAAGUAACGAUAAUAACGACUUGUUAAGUGAACGCCUUUUUUUCACAUCCAAACUUCCCAUGCACGCUUUGUGCCUGCGCGUUUUAUUACUUUUUUUACGGAAGAAUUUUUAUGUGGUAAUUUUAAAUGUUGUGCAGAGGAAUUCGGGUGGGGCGUUCGGGGUUGGACGUUUUUCUUUUUAGAUCGCUUCGACGGCGCACAUGCGGCAAAAUAAGCGUGAAACUCUUUCUAUUAUCCUAUUUUAAUUCAAAUUCAAUCCAAAAAAAAAAUUUUUCAUUAACCUUUCUUCAAUUUGAUAACGUUCUCUACAUCUUGUUAAAAGUUUACACUUUUACCACUUGCUUUACCAAUUUUCUAAUGUUUCUAAUGUGCAAUGAAGAUUGUUUAGAAAAAUGAAUACCCUCUAAGUAUAUAAAAAAUUCUUUCCGGUCAGCACCAAUCACUCCAAUUACUUGCAAGAAAAUAUAGGAAUAUUAAAAGAAGAUAAUUUGGGAUAGCAACAACGCAGAGCAACGAGAGUUUUAACAAAAUUUUAAAGAAAAUUAAUAUAUUUCAAAUUCCGCUUGAAACCUAGCGAAGCAAUCAAAAAAUAAUUUAUUACACAACAUAGAUUAGUAGUACAUUACUGCAGCUGCGGGAACCAGAUUGUAAAACAAUUGAAAAUACUUUGAGAUUUAUAUAAAGAGGAACUGUCCAAUAUUCACACGCAACUAGAUUUGUGUCACUCAAGACGCGUCUAAUAUAAAUAUAAAUGAAUUACCUAUAAAAUUCUACGAGCAAUAACGUUUUCUGCGCCAGUUUCGAUUAGAAUAUAUAGUUUUCUCGCUCCUUUUGCCGUAUGCGCAGCAUGGGAAAACGUUUAACAGCGUCCGCCAAACAGAAUGACGAUCAAAAACAGAUACACGGUGAUAAGUGAUAAUUUUAUAUGUUAAAUUUCUUUACCGAGGCGAACCAAGCUACUGACGGACCUCACGCAACUACCGGUAGUACUUUGGUUGCCGAAAGAACUGAGAUAAUUACGGAACAAUGAGAACAGCAACGAUCCGGACGGGCCGCGGCGGUACCUUUUCUAAUUGUAAGCCACUAGUCGAUGUGACGCGAAAAAAAUGUCAUGCGGAAGUUUGCCGUGGGCCCGGCCGGAUCUGGCGUUUUGUUUUUACCAAUUUUGGUGUGAAAAAUUGCUCUUGUGAUAGAGUUUGUUAUCGAUUCUACCUUGGUUUCUUGUUUAUAUUUUAGAAAAGAAAAAUAAAUGAAAUUUUUUAUGGAACACUACCAAUGAUGCAGUGUAAUCAUUGUACCACGUUGCAUUGUAUAUAGAAAUAGUUGUUUAUAAUAAGAUUAUUAUAAGAAUAUUGAAAAAU
This is a messenger RNA of Cylas formicarius (sweet potato weevil), 5129 nucleotides long. RefSeq names its product cyclin-dependent kinase 14 (gene Eip63E). Gene Ontology annotation, cellular component: cytoplasm; cytosol; nucleus. Gene Ontology annotation, biological process: protein phosphorylation. The coding region runs from base 301 to 1851 and encodes 516 amino acids. The transcript has 10 exons. Lineage: Eukaryota; Metazoa; Arthropoda; Insecta; Coleoptera; Brentidae. Gene Ontology annotation, molecular function: cyclin binding; cyclin-dependent protein serine/threonine kinase activity; ATP binding. The record is from RefSeq and is a predicted model, not a curated record.